GUCCGUCUGUAGAGAGGAAAGUGAAGCGGCGUCGGAGAAGCACCUCGAUUCCCCUCAACGGAAGGCACAGAGGAAGACCCAUCUUGGCAUGAAGACUUUGCCCAACUUCUUGGCCACCACCGUGGUCUUGACGGCAGCCGGGCUGGUGCGGGCGAGGGACCCCCUCGACGUGGAGGCACUGAAGAAAUGCGUGCAGAUGGCCGAGCCGCUGGUGCAGAACCCCGACUACAUAUUCCCCUUGAACAUCGAUGAGAUCAGAGGCGUGUGCAGGAUGUGGGAUAGUUUUGUGUUGUGUGUAAAGAACUACACUGCCAACUACCUGACAUUCCAGCAACGGGAAGAAUUUGAGCUGGCCAUCGCCUCCUCCAUCGAAUCCAUCCGCCAGCUGUGUGACGGCGACCCGGAGUACAAAAGACUGUACUUAGCCUACGCCCCCUGCAUGAAAAAGGUAUCCAACGACGACGAGUUCUGCGGCGGCCAGUAUCGCUACUUGGCUGACUUGGUGCAAGGUUCUCAGCCCGACGAUGCUCAGCUGUGUUG
Penaeus monodon (black tiger shrimp) is the source of this 540-nucleotide messenger RNA. RefSeq lists its product as uncharacterized. The record is from RefSeq and is a predicted model, not a curated record. Lineage: Eukaryota; Metazoa; Arthropoda; Malacostraca; Decapoda; Penaeidae.